Messenger RNA from Hemicordylus capensis (graceful crag lizard), 925 nucleotides. RefSeq names its product interleukin 6 (gene IL6). Gene Ontology annotation, cellular component: extracellular region. Lineage: Eukaryota; Metazoa; Chordata; Lepidosauria; Squamata; Cordylidae. Bases 1 to 744 code for a protein of 247 amino acids. Gene Ontology annotation, biological process: immune response; T-helper 17 cell lineage commitment; positive regulation of cell population proliferation. The record is from RefSeq and is a predicted model, not a curated record. The transcript is spliced from 4 exons. Gene Ontology annotation, molecular function: cytokine activity; interleukin-6 receptor binding; growth factor activity.
AUGCAAGGGAGCGUUUAUAACUUUGCCGAGCAGCUGGAAGGCCGGCAGCAGCUGGCGGGAAUCUCUUUGGUUCAACUUCUGUUUCCUCUUCUCUCGCUUUUAUCAGGCUGUUUCUGGGCGGCGGCGGCUAUCCUCAUGUUGUCCUUUGGGGCUGAAGCUUUCCCUCUGUUGGACUCCUCGGGCGAAGAAGAACCUCGCGAUGACCAGUCUAUCAGGACUUUGCCAGCUAGUCACGCCUACGUGCAGCUGGCUCGUUGGCUCCAAUCAAAGGCUGCUGCUUGGAAACGAGAGCUGUGCAACGAUCAAACUGCAUGUGAAGGCAGCAUGGAAAUGCCAAUACACAAUCUUAACCUUCCAAAAAUCACUAAAGAAGAUGGAUGCAUGCAACCUGGAUUCAACAAGGAAAAAUGCCUGAAAGGACUUUCAACUGGCCUUUAUGCAUUUCAGACAUUCUUGGAAUAUUUAGAAGAACGUCUUAUUGGUAAUACAGAAGAAACUGUACUUUUAUGGCAAAGCACACAGCACCUGGCAAAUGGCUUGAAAUCAAUGAUGAUUAGGCCUGAUGAAGUGACGAUGCCUGAUCCAGUGGCUCAGAAAACUCUUUCUGCAAAACUACGAGAACAGAAGAGAGGUUGGAAUGUCAUUGUUAUCAAGCACCUUAUACUUCGAAGUUUUACUUCCUUUAUGGAGAAAACUACAAGAGCAAUUCGCUGCAUAAGUGAGACCCGCAACUGUAGUGUCUAAAUUGUGUUUGUUGUUGCCCAUCUUUCUAUAUAUUUAAUUUUCUUAAACGUACCCGUCGCUAAUUCCAUGUGUGGCAGCUCUCGUGAGAGUUCUCAAGCAGCUGCUGAACUAGCAACGGGGACAGGAGAGAAAAUAGGGAUGGGGGCUGCCGGCAGGAGGAGGUGGCGAGCCGGCUUUCCCG